AUGGAUAAACUUAAUGGGACCAUAUUUGGCAUCGACAACAAUAUUUCCUCACUCCUGUGUGAUCCCAACUUUGAAAAUGAUACAUUAUACAGCAUGAAUCAUUCCUGGCCUUAUAAAGAUUUGGGGCAGACAGUUCGGAUUGUUCUGUAUUCCCUGAUAUUUUUGCUCAGUGUCCUGGGCAACACCCUCGUAAUGAUUGUGUUGACCAGAAACAAGAGGAUGAGGACUGUCACAAACAUAUUCCUGCUGUCAUUGGCCAUCAGUGAUCUCAUGCUUUGCUUCUUCUGCAUGCCCUUCACCCUGAUUCCUAACCUCCUGAAGGAUUUCAUUUUUGGCAGCGCUUUUUGUAAAAUUAGCAGCUACUUCAUGGGUGUCUCUGUCAGCGUAUCAACAUUCAGCCUGUUUGCAAUAUCUUUGGAAAGAUACAGUGCUAUUUGCAAACCGCUGCAAUCUCGGGUCUGGCAGACAAAAUCGCAUGCAUUGAAGGUGAUUGCCGCAACCUGGUGUAUCUCCUUUGCCAUCAUGACACCAUACCCAGUUUACAGCAAGCUGAUACCAUAUACAACAUUUCACAACCGCACAGCCAACAAGUGUCGCUUACUUUGGCCGAAUAAUGCGAUACAGCAGUCUUGGUACAUCUUCCAGCUGCUCAUUCUUUUCCUUAUCCCAGGGAUUGUAAUGAUGAUUGCGUAUGGCUUAAUCUCCCUGGAGCUGUACAGAGGAAUCAAAUUUGAUGUCAGCCAGAGAAAAUCUUCACGAGAGAGGAAGACGAGUACCGCCAGCAGCAAAUACGAAGACAGCGAUGGAUGCUAUCUGCAGAAAAGCAAGAAGAAAAAGGUGCCCCUUCAACAGCUUUCAGCAAAUAGUAGCAUCACCAAAACAGAACGCCCUAGAAGCAGCUGCUCCGCUGCUAACUUGAGGGCCAAGAAACUGGUCAUCCGAAUGCUGAUUGUGAUUGUGAUUUUGUUCUUCAUAUGCUGGACUCCCAUUUUCAGUGUCAAUACCUGGCGUGCCUUUGACACUGUAUCAGCAAACCUGCUUCUUUCAGGAGCCCCAAUCUCUUUCAUCCAUUUGCUGUCCUAUACAUCAGCCUGUGUGAACCCCAUCAUCUACUGUUUCAUGAACAAGCGUUUCCGCAUGGGUUUUCUAGCAACCUUCACUUGCUGUGCCAAGCAGAAACUUCCUGUGGCUAGAGCAGAGAUGGCAGAGGAUGAGGAAGGGAAGACCACUGGUGCAUCACUUUCCAGGUACUCAUACACAAACAUGUAUGCAUCUGCUCCACCAUGA
Molecule: messenger RNA, 1287 nt
Organism: Sceloporus undulatus (fence lizard)
Lineage: Eukaryota; Metazoa; Chordata; Lepidosauria; Squamata; Phrynosomatidae
Gene: CCKAR
Product: cholecystokinin A receptor
Exons: 5
Coding region: 1-1287 (428 amino acids)
Biological process (GO): neuropeptide signaling pathway
Cellular component (GO): membrane
Molecular function (GO): neuropeptide receptor activity; cholecystokinin receptor activity
Source: RefSeq, a predicted model, not a curated record